This is a messenger RNA of Aedes albopictus (Asian tiger mosquito), 639 nucleotides long. RefSeq names its product FLYWCH-type zinc finger-containing protein 1-like. NCBI's taxonomy places the organism in Eukaryota, Metazoa, Arthropoda, Insecta, Diptera, Culicidae. The coding region runs from base 1 to 639 and encodes 212 amino acids. The record is from RefSeq and is a predicted model, not a curated record. The transcript is spliced from 3 exons.
AUGCUACCAAGACAUACCUCGCAUCCAAUCCUCAACAGACUUCUGUUCAUCAAAGGACAACGUGGCCCGAAACUGAUCUUCGAUGGAUAUUCUUUCAACAGAAACAAAGGCCACGGUCAAGCCACCUACUGGCGUUGUACGAAACAUCAAUCGCUCAGCUGCAAAGCCAAAUUGGUUACCACAAAUCUUGGCAAAAAGAUUUCCAUCGGUACUCCGGUUCACUGUCACAAGGCUGAUUACGAUUUCAAACAUUACUUUAGGGAACUGGAACCGGUUGCCACAAAGAAGCCCACUACCAUAACCCUGGGCAACCAAGAGUUGGAUUUCGUGCCCGGUCAACGUGGUACCAGUUUGCUCUGGAUCAACAACUAUUGCUACGCCAGAAAUAACAAAUCACAAAACUCUACCUACUGGGUGUGCCGUACCAGAGUGCAGCAUCGGCCGUGCAAUGCCCGAGUCGUUACCACGCUGAAAAGCAACGGACUGUAUCGGAUUUUGAUCACCAAUCCGGUGCACAUCCACGAGCCGAACAAAUCCAGUGCCUAUAGAAGAGUUGAGCAGGUCAGGAGGAGACCCAAGCUGGUGGCACCGAAGCCGGUACUGGAGGAAAUUUUCACUUUCACGUUUGAUUCGGACUAG